UCUGUGUUGCCAGAGUGUGAGAUGGCAAAGUUUGGUCAACUGUGUAGCAGAAAUUCCUGUAACAGGAGGAGGACAGGGGACAGACAGUAUGGAGCAAGCAGAACAGACCAUGUGCAUGAGGGCAUUGACAUUGUGUGUAACGACGGGGCCACAGUGUACGCUCCAUUUGACGUGAAACUCAGCGGCAAAGUGACAGUGUACACAAACCCGAAGAAGGCAGCCAUCAACGAUGGGAUCAACCUCAGUGGGGAGGGUCUGUGCUUUAAGCUGUUCUACGUGAAGCCUGACAGUUACUCUGGGGUGGUGAAGAAGGGCCAGAGGAUUGGGACCCUGCUCCCCAUGCAGAGUGUCUACCCAGGGAUCACUUCUUACGUCCACGUCCAGAUGUGUGACAAGUCCGACCCCACCAAGUACUUCUGA
This is a messenger RNA of Oncorhynchus keta (chum salmon), 420 nucleotides long. RefSeq names its product leukocyte cell-derived chemotaxin-2-like. Lineage: Eukaryota; Metazoa; Chordata; Actinopteri; Salmoniformes; Salmonidae. The record is from RefSeq and is a predicted model, not a curated record.